UCUAUAUCGACCGUGAUACCCCGCGCAUCAUACUGACAUUAGCGCACGCUACCGGAGCGAGUACUCAGCGACCCUAGAUCGAACCAGCCGCAGAAAAUCAACUUCGACAGCUUUCCCGCCCCCGAUCAUGUCGUCGGACCAGGAACGCGAGCAUGCGCUCGAAUCGUUCAAGCGGAAGCUGAUAGAGUCCCGGGAGUGGGAGACAAAACUAAAGAACUUGCGGUUGGAGAUCAAGGGCAUGCAGAAGGAGUUUGAUCAAACAGAAGAGAACAUCAAGGCAUUACAAAGUGUCGGCCAAAUCAUUGGUGAAGUGCUGAAGCAGCUUGAUGAUGAGCGAUUCAUAGUCAAGGCUUCCUCCGGGCCCCGUUAUGUCGUAGGCUGCCGAUCGAAGGUCGACAAGUCGAAGCUGAAGCAGGGAACACGUGUGGCGCUCGACAUGACGACUCUCACCAUCAUGAGGAUGCUUCCGCGCGAGGUCGACCCGCUCGUCUACAACAUGUCGCUCGAGGACCCGGGCCAAGUGAGCUUCGCGGGCAUCGGUGGGCUCAACGACCAGAUCCGCGAACUGAGAGAGGUGAUUGAGUUGCCGCUCAAGAACCCGGAACUGUUCCUUCGGGUCGGCAUCAAGCCGCCCAAGGGAGUGCUCCUCUACGGCCCGCCCGGCACAGGGAAGACUCUGCUUGCCAGAGCUGUAGCCAGCAGCCUCGAGACAAAUUUUCUGAAGGUGGUUUCCUCGGCGAUCGUGGACAAAUACAUUGGAGAGUCGGCGCGGCUGAUCCGUGAGAUGUUUGGGUACGCCAAGGAGCACGAGCCUUGCAUCAUCUUCAUGGACGAGAUUGAUGCCAUUGGCGGGCGGCGAUUCAGCGAGGGAACAAGCGCAGACCGCGAGAUCCAGCGCACCCUCAUGGAGCUGCUCAACCAGCUCGACGGCUUCGACUACCUCGGCAAAACCAAGAUUAUCAUGGCGACAAACCGGCCCGACACCUUGGACCCGGCGCUGCUCCGAGCUGGGCGACUAGAUCGCAAGAUUGAGAUCCCACUGCCCAAUGAGGUCGGCCGAAUGGAGAUUCUCAAGAUCCACGCUGCAAGCGUGGCAAAGGAGGGCGAGAUCGACUUCGAGAGCGUGGUCAAGAUGAGUGAUGGCCUGAAUGGUGCCGACCUGCGGAACGUGGUGACCGAGGCCGGCCUGUUUGCUAUCAAGGCUGACAGAGAUGCGGUCAACCAAGACGACUUCAAUAAGGCGGUUCGUAAACUUGCCGAGGCGAAGAAACUGGAAGGAAAGCUGGAAUAUCAGAAGCUGUAAAUAAGCUGGUACCAGCCACUGUGAGACAGCGAGUUGAAGGGGACCGCACGGAGGUGGUGCACGAUGCUACUGUGUGGUUAUGAUGUUAGACGUAGGAUAAAAACGUCCAUCGAUGCAUCGCAUCAGCGCUGGCAUUAGCUGUGUACUAUUAUAAGAGGAGUGUAGGUUUGAUAAGCGGCAUUGGAAGGCUGGGAUCUUCUCCCGGUGAGCGUAUCACGCUUUCAUGGAGUAGCUAUCCCUUGUCUGAACAUGAGACAAGGCAGCCCUUAGGUCUUUACAUCCACUGGAUGUUUUAUGAAAGAUCUUGAUCAUCUUCGUUUUCUGCUGGCGAACUGCGGCUGUCCGGCAGUGCCCC
Molecule: messenger RNA, 1658 nt
Organism: Canariomyces notabilis
Lineage: Eukaryota; Fungi; Ascomycota; Sordariomycetes; Sordariales; Chaetomiaceae
Product: 26S proteasome subunit P45
Exons: 4
Coding region: 128-1303 (391 amino acids)
Biological process (GO): positive regulation of RNA polymerase II transcription preinitiation complex assembly
Cellular component (GO): cytosolic proteasome complex; proteasome regulatory particle, base subcomplex
Molecular function (GO): ATP hydrolysis activity; ATP binding; proteasome-activating activity
Source: RefSeq, a predicted model, not a curated record